This is a messenger RNA of Microdochium trichocladiopsis, 1383 nucleotides long. RefSeq lists its product as uncharacterized. Gene Ontology annotation, molecular function: protein binding. Bases 213 to 1121 code for a protein of 302 amino acids. The transcript has 2 exons. The record is from RefSeq and is a predicted model, not a curated record. NCBI's taxonomy places the organism in Eukaryota, Fungi, Ascomycota, Sordariomycetes, Xylariales, Microdochiaceae.
GCAUGCCUGCCUAAAUGCCCUUAAACUGUUGCCUCAGCUGAAGCAACGGAUUGCGCGGCACGCACGCCCGAUACUGAGAGGCAGAUGCGCUUGGUGAACAUGAAGGGCAUACUCUCCCAAUGUUCGAUUUAUAUACAGUCAAUAGUUGCAAGCCUCCUCGUCACUUGCCUCACACUGACACUGGGCGUGCUUCAUACCAAGCCAUUUAAAUCAUGGCCGCUGUCUCUGCCGAAAAGGUCCAUCUCCAAGCAACGAUGCCCUCGUCACCACCAGCAACACGCGUCCUUGUCGAAAUCCCAGAGCUCUUAGAACAAAUCUUGUACCACCUCACAGUCCUAUCCCCGGCAGAUACUCUGGUUUCUGCUCUUCGCGUGUGCAAGACAUGGUCGGCGGUGAUCACCUCUCACCGAGCGAUCCAAGAACACCUCUUCUUCCUGCCCGUCCGCUCUCCCAGGCCCGUCACCGGCAUUUACAACAGUGCUGGUGCGGUCGAGGAGCCCCAGUGGUCACGACUCCAUGAGAACCAGCUCCUCCAGUCCAUUUUUCCUGUUCGGGUGGAACGACACCGCAUCUGGCCGCCAACAAGAGCGUCGUAUCAGGCCGACCUGUCGUCAACGUCGGCAACGAGACCAGCCCACUACCACGGCGGUCCCUUCCGGCUGAGGGCGCGCUCCCUCCGCGAGGCCGGUCUGCAGUGGUAUUCCCGGGUUGUCAGCGGGGAGAAGCCCGUAUGGCUGAUGGAGGAGCGCUUCUCGCGGCCAGAGGCGAGCUGGCGGAGGAUGCUCGCGUGCCAACCCGACUUCAGCACACCCGCGAGAAGGAGUCGUGCCGUCGUGGCCGACUCGGGCUCGGUCGGCCAGUCCCGAAACGACGACGCUCGCUGGAUGGAGCUGAGCUACACGGACUUCAUCACGCACGAGCCAAACCUCCGCAUGGGCUAUAUCUACGACAAGGCCAAGGCAAUGGUGAACACGCAGGGGCCUGAUCAUGGCAGCGAGGAAGGACCCUUUGGCAUACGCCUCGAGUGGGGACGUGGUCAGGGUUAUUCGCCUAGGUUGAAGCUCUGUGUUGAUGGGCGCGAGCUUGCGACUCGGGAGAGCGCUGACUUGAUCAGAUUUUGACUGCCGGUGAGCGCAGGAGUCUGAUGCUGGCGCAAAGAGCGAAGGGUUCUCAAGCUGUCCGGUUCAGAUGAGUUAAGUUGAGGCGCCGAGGAACAGCAACCAGGCAUGUUUAGGGGACGUGAUUCGGAACAUAUCAUGGCUUGUGACCAAAUCGGUGCGGGCUUCGUAGCCGCUGCCGCGCCUGACUCAUGGUCAAUCACCGUUUUCUUUUGAUUCCAGUUCGCUCCCUACCAGUACAUGUGAGAAUCAGAGACUCCCGGAU